Molecule: messenger RNA, 1010 nt
Organism: Symbiodinium necroappetens
Lineage: Eukaryota; Dinophyceae; Suessiales; Symbiodiniaceae
Source: the annotation of a GenBank genome assembly
AUGGCUCUCCGUUUUCUUCUCGGACUCUUGGCGUUCGGCUCUGCGGAUGCCAGCCUUCGUGGCCAGAUGCAGGCCGCAGCUGGUUCCGUCAGUGCAGAGAAGCUUCGCGAGACGGUGCUCUCUGAGGUGAUGAUGGCGCUCGGCAGUGGCAACCGCGUCACUGAGCAGCGCCUCCAAGUCAUCGAGGAGGCUUUGAAAUCUACCUUCCAGGCCAUGCCGAAGAACUCCCAUGGGAAUCUCGGAGACGAGACGGCCCGCUACGUCCUUCACCGGCUCUUCGUGCAGCGCCACGCAAUGUACAUCAAGGGGCUGGAGGCAGCCGGGAUGACUUGGCAAAAUCUGUCCACCACGCAGGUACUGGAGGAGCAUAUCCCCGCCUUCGUUCUCUCCCUCUUCGAGGAGCGGCUGAAAGGGGUGGGCCUUGGUCUGCAUGAGCUCAGCAUCCUUGCGGCAACCUUGGAACACCUCAUCCAUGACGAGGCAGUGUCGCGACUCUCCGUGGUCUACCAGGCGCACAACUACACAGAAGAGUCCCGGGUGGACGAGUUCGAACUCCAGAAUCUCAUCGACACGUACAUGUCCAUCUUCCUCUUGGGCACGCAGGACAUCAGCGCGAGCUCUGUAGCCGCCGAGUGCCAGACAGUUCUCGAGUCUUUCCCAGGAUGGAAGGACACUCAGAAGUUCACGGUUCAGGUUCGCACAGGUCUCACCAGCAGCCGCAACGAUGCGGAUUUCGUUCAGGGUAACUUCAGCUUCCGUGCUGCGACCCAGAUCGUGGAGGAGAUCGGAGAACGCUAUGGGCGUUGGCAGGAUGCCGAGUGCCGGGACCUCAAAAGCCUUUUGAUGAAGAUUGAGCACGCGGACACCGGCCGUGUGCUGCUCAAGGAUUUCUAUGGCUCCGCCUUGGACGGGAAUUGGCAGUUCUCCGAAAGCGUGGACUAUCUUCGCGAGCUCGGUGCUCUGGAUGAGUCGGACCCGGCCAACAAGGCCGUGCUGAUUGCCAACUACGU